AUGUCUUCUUUCUACUCGCGCGCGCUGUCUUUUGCUUCCCUGGCGUUCCUUUCGUUUGCCAAUGCCGACUUGAUUCCCUACAUCCAGGACGAGGCCUACGACCGCGGCGACUUGGGCUCUUAUCCGCUGCAGACCUACCGGAGCAGCAGUCUUAAUGCCCCGCGCCCCAACAUCCUUGCCUCGGACCGCAGCUGCGACGAUGGCUCCUACAUUUUCAUGAACCCCCGCGGCCAUCAGGUGCCCGACCCUAAUCCUGUCAUCCUCGAUGGCGCCGGAAAUCUGGUCUGGACCUUGCCUGGGAAACCGUACGGCCAAACGUACAACUUUAAUGUCCAGGAAUACGACGGCGAGCAGUACCUGACGUUCUGGGGCGGAGACGACGCCAUCGGUGGUCAUGGCCAGGGUAGUUAUUAUAUGCUCGACAAAACGUAUACCCAAGUGCGCGAAAUCAACGCAGUAGGACCAACUCCGGGCGACUUGCACGAGUUCCGCUUCACCAAAAAUGGCACCGCAUUAAUGACCGUCUACGACGUGACCCCCAUGGAUCUUUCGUCGAUCGGCGGGCCGGUCGAAGGCUGGGUGUGGGACGGCAGCAUCCAGGAACUGGACUUACGGACGGGCGAGCUGAUCUUCCAGUGGAAAUCGACGUCCCACUACACCAUCGAAGAUGGGUACAACGGCUACGGUGGCGGCGGUGACAGCCCCUCCAGCCCCUACGACUACUACCACAUCAACAGCAUCGACAAGGACGACUUUGGCAACUACCUAGUCUCGGCGCGCUACACGCACUCGGUGACGUACAUUGACGGACGCACAGGCGAGGUGCUGUGGCAGCUGGGCGGCAAGAGGAACAACUUUACGGACCUGACGGCCGGACGCGCGACCAACUUCGCGUGGCAGCACGACGCGCGCUGGCACGACAACCACACGACGAUCACGCUGUUCGACAACGAGGCCGAGUCCGGGUUUGCGUCGGCGGACUUCUCGCGCGGCCUGAAGAUCGAGGUGGACACGGAAGCAAUGACGGCGUCGCUAGUGACCGAGUACAUCAACCCGCAGCACAUUCUCUCGUCGUCGCAAGGUAGCGUGCAGGUGCUGCCGAACGGGCACGUGCUGCUGGGCUACGGGUACGCGGGCGCCUUCACCGAGUUCAGCGCCAACGGCGGCGUGCUGUGCGAUGUGCACUUUGGAGCGGCGUCGCGCUUCCAGUCGGGCGACGUGCAGAGCUACCGCGUGCUCAAGGGCGCGUGGACCGGGUUCCCCAACACGCGCCCGGACAUCAAGAUCGACGGCGAGAGCGUCUUCGUGUCCUGGAACGGCGCGACCGAGGUGCACCGCUGGGUGCUGCAGGACGCCGACCAGCCCGAC
Aplosporella prunicola CBS 121167 is the source of this 1368-nucleotide messenger RNA. RefSeq lists its product as uncharacterized. Lineage: Eukaryota; Fungi; Ascomycota; Dothideomycetes; Botryosphaeriales; Aplosporellaceae. The transcript is spliced from 2 exons. The record is from RefSeq and is a predicted model, not a curated record. The annotation marks the transcript as partial.